AUGAGCAUCUACAUGAGAGUGCAUAACCUGGAUGUGUGUGCUGUGCUGGACAGUGCGGCUCAGAAAAGUGUGCUACCACUGUUCUAUUACAGUGCCUUCCACCCUGCCGAGCGGCCUCCACUCCAGCAGUCAAUCACAAAGACUCUGCUUGGUAUCGGGCCUGGUGAUGUGCCUGUGCUCGGUGAGGCUGUACAGAUCAAUCGCCAUGAAGUGAGUGUGCACUUCCUAGUGGCUGAUGUAGCCACUAACGAUGCUCUGCUGGGCCACCCAUUCUUGGUUCAAGCCAAAGCACAUCUGGACUAUGAAAAUCAGAAGAUAGUGCUCUUUGAGCUCCAUGCCCAGAGCUCCACUGAACUUAAACCAGAAGAGCGGCUCCAGCUAGCCCAGCUCCUACGCACUUAUGCGAGCAUGUUCUCCACUGGCCCCAGUGACCUUUGCUGCACCGGCCUGGUGCAGCAUGACAUUGUAACCCGACCUGGCACUCCAGUUAAGCAGCCACCACGUCGGAUGGCAGCUGAAAAACAACAAAGUGCAGACAAGCAAAUUCAGGACGGAUUAGAGGCGGGAGUGGCCCGCCGCAGCCAUAGCAGUUGGGCUUCCCCAAUAGUGAUGGUGCGUAAAAAGUAUUGGACGUACCAUCUCUGCAUAGACUACAGAGCCCUAAAUGACACCACCAUCAAGGAUGCAAAUCCGCUGCCCCGCAUCCAAGACACACUCGACACCCUCUCUACCGCCAAAUGGUUCAAUACACUGGACCUCGCUUCCGGCUACUGGCAGGUCGAGUUGACCCCCAGGGCACGUACGGCAGCCGCCUUCUGCACCAGAAAAGGACUUUUUGAGUGGAAUGUCAUGCAGUUUGGACUGUGCAAUGCACCAGCAACAUUCCAGCGGCUGAUGGACCAUGUCCUGACUGGUAUACAGUGGGAGACCUGCCUGGUGUACUUGGAUGACAUAAUUGUGCUGGGCAGGAAUGUGGCAGAGAUGUUGCAGCGUUUAGGCCAGGUUUUUGACCGUCUUUGCCAGGACAACCUGAAGUUAAAACCUGACAAAUGUUGUCUCUUCCGCCGUCAGGUGGCCUACUUGGGCCACAUCGUUUCAGAGGAUGGUGUAGCCACUGACCCCAGCAAGAUCCAGAAGGUGAAAGAGUGGCCAACACCUAGAUCAACCCAGGAGGUACGUCAGUUUGUAGGCCUUGCCUCAUACUAUCAGCGUUUUGUGAAAGACUUUGCUGCUGUGGCUGAACCCCUCCGUGCCCUUAAUAAGAAAUAUGCCCGGUUUCAGUGGAGUGCAGAAUGCCAGGCAGCAUUUGAUGAACUCAAACACCGGCUGACCACAGCACCUGUCCUGGGCUAUCCACUUGACCAAGGUGACAUGAUACUGGACACUGAUGCGAGCGAUGUGGGCAUCGGUGCUGUGCUUUCACAAACCCAGCAGGGCAAAGAGCACGUAUUAGCAUAUGGGAGUCGCAAGUUGUCAAAAACUGAGCGGAAUUACUGCACCACACGGCGUGAGCUGCUGGCCAUGGUGGAGUUCACAAGACAUUUUCGGCAGUAUCUCCUGGGGCGGCCCUCCAGUCUUUGGUGGCUCACAAGGCUGAAAGAACCUGAGGGACAGCUCGCCAGGUGGUUGGAAAGGCUUGCUGAAUACGACUUGGAAAUUGUCCAUCGCCCCGGCCGGUCGCACACAAAUGCUGAUAGCCUCUCUAGGAGACCAUGCCGCCAGUAUUGUCCAUGUAGGCUUCCAGACCCUUCCCUUUACUCGGAGAAUGUCAGUCAUCAAGCUGUGCAGUGCGACUUGGACUCUGACAUCAACCAGGUGAUGUUGAGCCCAGUGGGGGUAGAGGGACCCACAGCUCCCACAGUAGCAAAUCCAGUGGGGGCACACAAGGAAAUCCCAGCUGAUGUGCAUGAGGAGCUGCAGCAGGCUCAGAAGGCUGAUCCAGAUAUUGCACCUAUCAGGGCAUGGAUGGAGGCCAGUGAAGAAUGGCCACUCUGGCUAACAGUCUCAGCGCACAGCCCAGCCACAAAGACAUAUUGGAGCCAGUGGAAGCGGCUCUACAUCAGAGAUGGGAUACUGGUCAGGCGUUUCUACUACCUAGAUGAUACCCAGUUCUACCCACAGGUUGUACUCCCUCAGGCCCUUCGAUCAGAUGUCAUGAGACAGAUGCAUGAGGGGCAGAAUGAGAGAGGACGUUACCUCUGGUGCAGUACCUGUAUCAGCUGUGCAGCCAAAGCCAGGCCCCAGAAGACACCGCAGGCACCUAUGGGCACUGUCAGAGUUGGAGCCCCAUUGGAACGCAUUGCCUUGGACAUCAUGGGACCAUUGAAUGAGACAGAGCGUAAACAGUCAUUUGUGCUUAUGAUUCAGGACUAUUUCACAAAGUUUGUGGAAGCUUUUCCCCUGCCUGACCAGCAGGCUGUGACUGUGGCCAGAGUGUUGGCCUCAGACUGGGUGUGCCGUUAUGGAGUGCCACAGACACUGCACAGUGACCAAGGCUGAAAUUUCGAAUCAGAGGUGUUCCAGGAAAUGUGCAAAUUGUUCGGCAUUGAGAAGACACGCACCACACCCUUUCGACCUCAGUCUGAUGGCCAAGUUGAGAGAUGUAACACCACCUUGUUAAAGAUACUAGCGACUACGGCUGAGCGCUGCCAUUGGGACUGGGACCUCAUGAUCCCCUAUGCUGUAAUGGCCUACAGAGCAACAAAGCACAGCGCAACUGGUUUCACUCCCAACUUCAUGAUGUUUGGCCGGGAAGUGAGCGAACCGGUGGAUCUGGUGGCUGGCCUGCCCCCAAGCACUGAUACAGCCCCCUCAGUCCCCGAAUUUGUCCAACAGACCCGAGAGCGCCUGGAACUAGCUCAUCAAAUUGCCAGGGACGUCCUUGGUGAGUCGGUGCAACGUGCAAAGAGACAAUAUUACAAAAACUGCUGCUGCACACAGUACCAGAUUGGCGACGCUGUGUGGUAUCUAAUCAAGGGCACCCGGAAAGUCAGGAACAGGGUUAAGAAAUUCCUGCCAUCCUAUGAGGGCCCUUACUUCAUCUUGGGGCAUUUGGACGAUCUGGUGUAUCGCAUCCAGAAAGGCUCGAAGACCAAAGUGAAGGUAGCUCACCAUGAUCAAUUGAAGCCAUACCGCUGCCGUGACCUACUGGACAACACUUGGGCUCUGGAACGGGCUUGCAACUGGGCACCUGUGGAGGUGUCACCCCCCGACGUUGAGCGAGGAUCCUGCAGACUAUACCCUUGGUUUGACUCAACUGUUCGACAGCAUCAACACCGCAGCUGGCAAGGCCCCCGACUGCAACUCUUCAGAUCCAGCCAUGGUCACCACACCUAUUCCCUCCACCCUGCCUCCGGACUCGGCUGCUCCCCUUGA
Thalassophryne amazonica is the source of this 3375-nucleotide messenger RNA. RefSeq lists its product as uncharacterized. The record is from RefSeq and is a predicted model, not a curated record. Gene Ontology annotation, molecular function: nucleic acid binding. Gene Ontology annotation, biological process: DNA integration. NCBI's taxonomy places the organism in Eukaryota, Metazoa, Chordata, Actinopteri, Batrachoidiformes, Batrachoididae.